AUGGACAACGAGUCUCAGUAUUCCGGGUACUCCUACAAGUCCGGGCAUUCCCGCAGCUCCCGGAAGCACAGGUGAGUCUGCCGGCAGGCUGCACCCUUGGGCCUCCCGCUUUGAGCCAGGGGGAGCAGUUGGUUUAAACCAGGGUUUCCCAAAAUUGGGCCUCCAGUUGUUGUUGUACUACAACUCCCAUCAUCGCUAGCUGGCAGGACCAGUGGUCAGGGAUGAUGGGAAUUGUAGUCCAAAACCAGCUGGAGACCCAAGUUUGGGAAACCAUGGUUUAAAUUGUUGCAGUGAGCUCUCAUGUGGGGCUGCCCUGGGAGACUGCAUUAAUGUACAAAGCUCUGAGUAACUUGGGUUCAGGGGGUUCCCUUGUCUCUGCCCACCUUGUGUCUAGGAAGAGGAGCAUGAAGUACUCUUGCACACAGCUCUGUUCUUCGUACACUCUGCCUUAUUAUUAUUAUUAUUAUUAUUAAAUUUAAUUUUAAAACAAGUCAUAAUAAUAAACUCCAAACAAAUUUAAAAGUUAUAAUACAAAUUUGUUCAUUGCUGCAAUGUUACAAAACGAUGACAAUAAGCUUUAGUUACACAUUACUGUAUCGAAUCCACUGUGCACCUCAAUUUUCAAAACCUUGAAACCAAAAGCAGCAUCAAAUCUAAUGCACACCCUAGUUUUUGUGAGUGAAUUUGAUCAAGAAAGAUGCACGUUACACUCAAGUAAAUAAGAACUGGAAAUGUUUAAUGAGCAAACAUGACAAUAGGGCUGGGCAGUAUAUUGAUAUAUUGUCCAAAACCGGUUUGAAGCUCAUAUUGUGACCGGUUUUACAGUUUUUGACCUGGCAAUAUAUUGCGAAACAUUGUGUGUGUGCAUGUGUGAGCUCAGUGGGUUAAGGGCCUGAUUCUGUUCAAGGCACCUUCCUGCGGGUCCAACAGCUGCAGAACUGUGGGGCUGUGUCUGUAGGCGACUGCGAAGACAAGAUGGAGGACUUGGUGGGCUGUAGCUGCCCUGAGGUGCUGAGCAGGACAGUGUCCUAUUUCCUUCCAUGGUUCUCAGCGUGCAUCUCUUCCUCCCCUCUGCCCAUUGCAGAGAUCGACGGGAGCGGCACCGUUCCAAGAGUCGAGAUGGGAGUCGAGGGGACAAGUCGGUGACCAUCCAGGCCCCUGGGGAGCCCCUGCUGGACAACGAGUCAACUCGAGGCGACGAGAGGGUGAGUGGCUUGUGGCCAAGUAAAGAGGGAAGCCCCCCUGCGAGGGCCAGUGGCCACCACCUCCUGCCCGCCUUUUCCUGGCUGGCUUUCCCAACCAGCUAACACCCAAACAGCGAGUGAUUUAUUCUGAGGUUGGGCUGGGCAAAUGUUCCAGGGAACUUCCAUGUGCUUUGUUCAGUAAAGGAGAGAAGCAGCGGCAGACAAACCUGCACGUCAGCCUGGAUAGCUCAGUUGGUUUGAGCAUGGUGCUGAUAACGCCAAGGUUGCUAGUUCGAUCCCUGUAUGGGACAGCUGCAUAUUCCUGCAUUGCAGGGAGUCGAGCUAGAUCAGGGGUCAGCAACCUUUUUCAGCCAUGGGUCGGUCCACCGUCCGGACCUCAGACCAUGUGGUGGGCCAGACUAUAUUUUGAGAGGGGGGGGGAUAAACAAAUUCCUAUGCCCCACAAAUAACCCAGAGAUGCAUUUUAAAUAAAAGGACACAUUCUACUCAUGUAAAAACACGCUGAUUCCCGGACUGCCCGUGGGCUGGAUUGAGAAGGCGAUUGGGCCGCAUCCGGCCCCCGGGCCUUAGUUUGCCUACUCCUGAGCUAGAUGAUCCUCAGGGUCCCUUCCAACUCUAGAAUUCUGUGGAGCUCUGUAUUUGGCGAGUCUCCUAAUUGGAUACAGGUUUCCUGCCCAAAGUGACUUGCAGGCAGGGAAAUUCUAUGUGCCAUGCUGCUGGUGGAUCCUAUAAACAAAUGGAAAUGUUCUUUAUGUAGUCAGUCAUUUAUUUAUUAUGGCAGUUGGAUAUGGGCCAUAUUCUUGUGCUUAUAAACUGAAAGACAAAAGAAGGGGAAGUGCUGGGGAAGACUUCGAGGAAGGAGAUCGGUUUGACAGUGCCAGGAUGAGGAGUCCCUCCCCCCAUUUGCCACCCAUGGAUGAGGGCAGUGCAUUGGGGCCACUGUUCUAGUUUAGCCCUAGUAUCAAUAAGAUACUUUCGUCAUGCUCCAACUGAAGUUAAAAGCACCUGUUAGCAAGAAAUGUAUCAAAAAGCCCUUGGCAAUAGGCUUAUCGGGGAUCAAAAAUAUUAGGACAGAGGUGCACAUGAAACACUUAAUACAGAGAUAGUCCCAUCUGGCCCAGCCAAAAUGAUCAAGGGGCUGGAGCGAUGCUCCUAAGAGGCAAGGUUUUGCAGCAUCCGGAACUUUAGAGGAAGUGUGAGUAAGGGGUGACACGAAAGAACUUUAUGAAAUUAUGCACGGCAUGAAGAAGAUGCAUAAAGAAAAGUUUUUCUCCUUCUCUCAUACAGUGGUGCCUCGCAAGACGAAAUUAAUUCGUUCCGCGAGUUUUGUCGUCUUGCGAUUUUUUUCGUCUUGCGAAGCACGGUGUCGGGAAAGUUUUGGAAAAGCUUCAAAAAUCACCAAAGUCUUUAAAAACCUCAAAAAAAGGCUACCACACCGCAUUCUAUGAGUUGCUCCUCGAAGUCAAGUCGCAACUGUAUUAACGGUGUUAAGAAAAGGAAACAAACUUGCAAGACGUUUCCGUCUUGCGAAGCAAGCCCAUAGCGAAAAUCGUCUUGCGAAGCAGCUCAAAAAACAAAAAACCCUUUCGUCUAGCGAGUUUUUUGUCUUGCGAGGCAUUCGUCUUGCGAGGUACCACUGUACUAGAACUCUGGGACAUCCCACAAAGUGGAAUGUUGGAAGGUUCAGGGCAGACAGAACCUUCACGUGGUGCAUAAACUAUUCAACUCACUCUCACGGGAGGCAGGGCUGAAAGAGGGAUGGACAAAUCUGUGGAUGUUAAGGCUAUCAACGGCUACUGGCCACUUUGGCUCUGCUCUGUUUGCCUCCAUGGUCAGAGGAAGCAAAUGCUUCUGAAUCCCAGUUGCUGGAAAACUGCAGGCAUGAAGAGUUGCUCUUUUUGCUCAGGUCCCAUUUGCAGGUUUCCCAUUCAGGCAUCUGGUUGGCCCCUGUGAGAACAGGACGAUGGACUAGAUGAGUUAUUGACCUGAUCCUGCAGGCUCUUACAGGUGUGUGACUAGACAAGGGAGGAGCAGCACCCGUCUGCUGAAGUACACAUGAAGAAGCUUUCAGGCAGAGUCAGUCCACCUGGCCUGUUCCUCUCUGCCAUUACUGGCACCUAUUUGUAGCAGAGGGAGGCCAUGCUCAGCACCCCAAGACUUGACCCUUCUUGGUGCAAGAAGGUGUCCUACCAUGUGGUGUCUGCCUGCUCCCUCACCUGCCCCUGCUUGGCCCUUUCCCUUCUUUUGCAGGACGACAACUGGGGAGAGACCACCACAGUGGUGACGGGCACGUCUGAGCACAGCAUCUCCCACGAUGACAUCACGCGCAUCACCAAGGACAUGGAGGACAGCGCCCACCUGGACUGCUCCCGCCACCUGGGUGUCUCGCUGGGCGGGGCCCUGGCCCUCCUCUCCUUCCUCACGCCCUUGGCCUUCAUGCUGCUGCCCCAGCUGCUGUGGGGGGAGCGGCUGGAGCCUUGUGGGACGCCUUGCGAGGGGCUCUUCAUCUCGGUGGCCUUCAAGCUCCUCAUCCUCCUGCUGGGCAGCUGGGCCCUCUUCUUCCGCCGCCCCAAGGCCUUCUUCCCGCGGAUCUUCGUCUUCCGCGCUCUCCUCAUGGUGCUCGUCUUCCUCCUGGUCGUCUCCUACUGGCUCUUCUACGGCGUCCGGAUCUUGGACUCUCACGACACCAACUACCAGGGCAUUGUCCAGUAUGCCGUCUCCCUGGUGGAUGCCCUUCUCUUCGUCCACUACCUGGCCGUGGUUCUCCUCGAGCUGCGGCAGCUCCAGCCCCAUUUCACCCUCAAGGUUGUCCGCUCCACCGACGGGGCGAGCCGGUUUUAUAACGUCGGCCACCUCAGGUGAGGAAGGGCUGCAGUGGAGGGUGCACAGUUGGCGGUACAGCUUGUUCUGAUCAUGAUGAUGAUGACAACGACCUGCCCUUUGCCAGCACGUCCUAGGACGGGUUACAACAAUUUAAAUUUUUUUUUAAAAGGUUCAGACACGUUACAUUCACAAGAGUAGAGUGCAGCAUGAAAACACACAUCUUGGGGUGCUGAAGGCCAGGACUGAUUUGUUUGAUUGACUUCAGUAAGAUUUUUUUUAAAAAAAAUACAUCUCCCAUCUGACAGGCAAACAACUAUUUGUUGUUGACAUCCCCUUUCCAGGGGAGUUUUUAAUGGCUGAUUGUGCUUUAAAUACUUUGUUCGGAACCGCCCAGAGCAGCUCUGGGGCAACCCAGCCAGAUGGGUGGCAUAUAAAUAAUGAAAUCAUUGCUAUUGUUGUAUUAUUAAAAUGAAUGAAAUAAGUAACAGGCUGCGGGCACUGGAGAUUCCAUUAAUCAACCAGUCAAUCAAUUAUGCUUCCCUUCAUCUGAGGACCCCCUUUUCUUUCUCUGCCUCCUUGCAGCAUCCAGCGAGUUGCUGUGUGGAUCCUGGAGAACUACUACCACGACUUCCCGGUCUACAACCCGGCCCUCCUCAACCUCCCAAAGUCUGUUCUCUCCAAGAAGAUGUCUGGCUUCAAGGUGUACUCCCUUGGCGAGGGUGAGCGAUCCUGGCUCUCUGAAUCAUAACACCGUAGACUUGGAAAGGGACCCUGAGGCUCAUCUAGUCCGGUGUUUCCCAACGUUGUGUCUUCAGCUGUUUUUGGACUACAACUCCCAUCAUCUUUAACUAGCAAGAUCAGUGGUCAGGGAUGAUGGGAAUUGUAGUCUGAAAACAGCUGGAGAAUCAAGUUUGGGAAACACUGAGCUGGUCCAGCCCCUUGCAAUGCAGGAGUGUGCAGCUUUCCCAUAUGGGGACUGAAUCUGCCACCUGGGCAUUAUCAGCACGGUGCUCUAACCAGCUGAGCUAGGUGUACAUGUGAAGCUGCUGCUGCCACGCCGCUGUUCUCAUCCUGAAGCAAAGUUCUUAACCUGAAGCACUAUUUCUGGGUUAGCGGAGUCUGUAACCUGAAGCAUAUGUAACCUGAGGUACCACUGAAUUAUGUGAGGUGGGGGUUACCUGCCCCCCCAUAUUUUAUUCAAGUUGGUACCCCAGCUGAGCAUGCAGUGGCUGCUCUUCCAUUGAAUUAUGCUCCCUCCUCUGGUCCCCCCCGCCAUCCUGCACAGGCCUGCCUCUUCACUGCUGUUUCCUCUCUCCUCUUUGGCCACAUUCACACCAUACAUUUAAAGCACUAUGAUACAACUUUCAACUGUCAUGGCUUCCCCCAAAGAAUCCUGGGAGCUGUAGUUUGUUAAGAUUACUGAGAGUUAUUAGGAGCCACCCCCCACCCCCAUUACUGUCCCAGAGUAAUAUUUCCCAAAGUUUCCUGGAAAAAGAAGAAUGAUUGUUAAGCCACUCCGGGAAUUGUAGGAGGGGAAUUGGGAUCUCCUAACAAACUCUCAGCGCUCUAUGUGUGAUUGCAAAAGGUGGUGGCCAGAAUUUCAAGCCUUCUUGAUUCCCUUCUCUGUUCCCGUCCUCCAGAAAACACAACCAACAACUCAACAAGCCAGUCGCGGGCUGUCAUUGCUGCAGCGGCACGACGGAGGGACAACAGCCACAAUGAGUAUUACUACGAGGAGGCUGAGCAUGAGCGCAGGGUGCGCAAGAGACGCGCAAGGUAUGCACAAAAGGGGGUGGCUGUGUGUUCCUGUUCGUCCCACAGCAGAGAAGGAACUGAGCUUGGCUUGCCAAGUCCUUACAGUUGACAUUAUGCACUGUAAAUUCCUCGAGGCAGAGUUGUGAAAUUUAUGGAAAUUCUGGGAAAUCGUGCAGUGCUGACUUCCCUAGCGAACCUAAACUUGUUUCAUCGGUUUAACAACUUAAAAUGCAUUCGUUUUAUACAGUAAUGGCUUGUGAAAUUGUGUUGUUUUUGCACAUUUAUGAAGUUCACACUGCAACCUUUCCUUCCUUCUGCAAACGUUCUGAUACCUUUUGCUCCUUUUCCUUCCCUCCACUCCCUCCUCUCCCCUCGCUGUGGCUUUGAGAGGAGAGCAUGCGAUGGGUUCCGCAGUCCAUGGCUUACUAUAUCACAGGACCCCUCUUGUCCCGACAGGCUGGUGGUGGCUGUGGAGGAGGCCUUCACUCAUAUCAAACGGCUCCAGGAGGAGGACCAGAAAAACCCGCGGGAGAUCAUGGACCCGCGAGAGGCGGCGCAGGCCAUCUUUGCCUCCAUGGCCCGGGCCAUGCAGAAGUACCUGAGGACCACGAAGCAGCAGCCGUACCACACGAUGGAGAGCAUCCUGCAGCACCUGGAGUUCUGCAUCACACACGACAUGACGCCUAAGGUAGCAAAGGGAGAUCAGAGGGCCAGCCGAGAUAAAUGGCUGCCCUGUUAAUGUUAUAUAGGAUUCUUCUACAGAAACUGCAUCGUAUCCCCUAAAUUAUAUGUGGGGCAGACCUACUGAAAUUAAUGGGCCCAAGAGAGUCAUGCCCAUUAAUUUUAAUGGCCCUUGAUUAGGAUUAAUAAUGGUGUGCAACCUAGAAUAUUUGGGUGUGGGUAUGUGUCCGAGAGGGACGUGGGUGACAUUGUGGGUUAAACCACAGAGCCUAGGACUUGCCGAUCAGAAGGUUGGCGGUUCGAAUCCUGUGACGGGGUGAGCUCCCGUUGCUCAGUCCCUGCUCCUGCCAACCUAGCAGUUCGAAAGCACAUCAAAGUGCAAGUAGAUAAAUAGAUACCACUCCAGUGGGAAGGUAAACGGCGUUUCCGUGCGCUGCUCUGGUUCACCAGAAGCGGCUUAGUCAUCCUGGCCACAUGACCCGGAAGCUGUACUCUGGCUCCCUCGGCCAAUAAAGCGAGAUGAGCGCCGCAACCCCAGAGUCGGUCACGACUGGACCUAAUGGUCAGGGGUCUCUUUACCUUUACCUAUGUGUCCAAGAGUCACUGUUGUUGCUAUGCCAUUUUGGCAUAGUUAAGUAGAGCUCUUCUGGAUCAUAACAAGGCUUGGACCUGGUCCGUUGUCCUGACGGCAGCAGCCCAUCCCAUAGUUGCAUAUCCCCAUCAGCCAGCAUUCAGAGAUAGACUGCCUCUGAACUUGAAGGUUCAAAUUUAGCUCUUAAAAAAAUGGCUUUUCUUCUGUUUAAAUAAUAACACUCAGCAAUUUUCCAAAGUGACCUUCAACACUGAGGAAACCCAGACCCUAGCCAUUCAGACUUUAAAGCCCAAGAGCAGAGGCAACCUCCCCCAACUUAUGGGGCCUUCAAAUGUCUGUUUGGACUCUUAUCUCUCAUCAUCCCUGAUCACUGGCUGUUGCUGGCUGGGACAGAUGGCUUAGGGAAAGGCUGGGUUUAUCUUUUGAUUUUUAGUCUUCGUUAAUUAAUGUGGUAGCCACCUUUUUGAAGUAUAACAGAACGGUGGGAUAUAAAUAUUUUUAGUCAUUCCAGGCUUUUGUGUAUGUGUGCGGAACCUGACUUCAGGUGUCUGAGCUAUAGAGGAGCCAAAAGCGCUUUGCCCUCAUUCAGAUGGCCUGCCUAACAGGGGUGUUGUCAUGGGGCCAAGUCUCAGUGAGGGCAGUAGCUCCCUGCUUGCCCUAGCACUACCACCAUUCAAAUAUAUGGUAAAGGGGCAAUAAACAGGUUCCCAAAUGCUUGUUUGGUCUAUAAGUCUGAAAGUGCUAAAGAUACCUGCUCCAGAGACUGUUGGGUUAAAAAAACACAAAAACACACCAAUAGCGCCCCCUAGCAGCGUGAAGCAUGUUUGCAAAUACUGUUAAAGUUGGCCUACGCUGCUUCUUGGUGACUCUCCCCAGCUUUUGUAGCCUGCAAACAAGCGCUAAGCUCUUUCAAGCAGGAUUUUAGUUUUUGCCAUGUGUUAGGCAGUGCAGUUGAAUUGGAGUUGGAGGGUGGGGGUUACAUAUUUCAACUUCAAGUAAAGCUUCAUUCAUUGGAUAUUGGAUUGUAGGAUAUUGCCCUUACAUUCAGAGCCAGAUUACAGAUUCCUUGACACGAUAGAAGUCUAUUAAUGACAUGAUGGAAGUUUGCAAAAUUAUGCAGGGCAUAUAAAGAGAGGACAGAGGAAACAUAUUUCUCCCCUCUCUUGCAACACAUGUGGACCCUCAGUGAAGCUGAAGAUAGUAGUAAUAAUAAUAAUUUUAUUAUUUAUACCCUGCUCAUCUGGCUGGGUUUCCCCAGCCGCUCUGGGCAGCUUCCAGCACAUGUAAAAACAUAACGUCAAACGUUUUAAAAGUACUUAUUCAUGGAGUGCACAGUUAAACUGUGGAACUCUCUCCCACAAGAGGCAGUGGUGGCCACCAACUUCAAUGGCUUUAAAAGAGGGUUGGACAAGAUUCAUGGAGGGAGAGGGCUAUCGAUGGCUAUGAGCCAUGAUGGCUGUGCUUUGCCUCCACGGUUGGAGGCAGCAAUGCUGCUGGAUUCUGGUUGCUGGAAACCAGAGUGCUGUUGUGCUCGGAUCCUGCUCGGGGGCUUCUGUUUGGCCACUGGGAUAACAGGAUCUGGACUCGGCGGGCCAUUGGCCGGAUCCAGCUGGGCUCUUCCUCUGUUCUUAAGACUUGUCCUUUCGCUCUUUUCUGCCUGCAGGCCUUCCUCGAGCGAUACCUGACGGCUGGACCCACCAUCCAGUACCACAAGGACCGCUGGCUGGCUAAGCAGUGGACUCUCGUCAGCGAGGAGCCAGUGACCAACGGCUUGAAGGACGGCGUGGUCUUUGUCCUGAAGCGCCAGGACUUCAGUCUGGUGGUGAGCACGAAAAAGAUCCCCUUCUUCAAGCUCUCGGAGGAGUUUGUGGACCCCAAGUCACACAAGUUUGUGAUGCGGCUUCAGUCGGAGACCUCCGUGUGA
Messenger RNA from Podarcis lilfordi (Lilford's wall lizard), 8980 nucleotides. NCBI's taxonomy places the organism in Eukaryota, Metazoa, Chordata, Lepidosauria, Squamata, Lacertidae. The record is from the annotation of a GenBank genome assembly.